AUGGUCAGUCAAAGCUGUUACUCGACAGAUCCGCGGCGAUUUGGGCCGAGCCGGGUGAACAUCUUCUCAUACCCGGAGCGUCGGGGGACUGCUUACCCCAUUCAUCCUGACACGAGGACAACUAUUAUGAGUGAGAGGGAUGACGAUGUGACUCCCCAGAGGAAGCGCAUCGCGGUAGCAUGUGGUCGGUGUCGAAAGAGGAAGAUUCGUUGCAGUGGUGAUACUGGCAACGGAGGACCAUGCACCAACUGCAAGAAUGCAGGCCAUGAGCCUUGCCAGUUUCUCAGAGUUGCGUCUCAUGAAGCACCUAUCGUGAAGAGUGAAGGCUUUACUUACAGUCUUGAAGCUUCUCGACAGUAUCAAGCGAGAGGAAGCUCUGCCAUACCGGCUCUGCCUUCGACUGCCCCAGCUUACACUGAUGGCGUGACAUCCUACACCAGUGAUCCAUUUGUCUAUCGUACCCCUACUGCCUAUGGAUAUGGUGCGAAGCCGUACUGCCCCCUUGCAACCUGGGGUCAUGGAUACGCGGAUGAUCCAAGCUACUACAACAGCAUGUACCAAGCACCCUAUCAUGACUCGGAAUAUGCAAUCAGCCAUCGAAUCGCCUCUGGAACCACAGGAAAGUCUGCCCUCUGCGUGGACAUGGAGCCAAACUACAACUACAGUGGCCCAAACAGUGUCACGAGCUUGGUACAUCGACCUGCUCCAGUAACCACGGACUCGGCAAGCCUCGCGUACCAGACCAUGAUGCCAGACUCCACCAAGAGCCUGGGUUAUCAGAAUCUCACUCCUGACUCGAAGAGCCUUGGGUUUCAGAACAUGGCAGUAAGCGUCAACAUGGGGGAUAGGCUACUGCCUGCACCAGUAGGACGGACUGCGCUACCCAACUCGAUGGGCUCGUCUUACAAGAACGAUUCUGGUAGCUCUAUCUACAGCAGCAGUAGUAAGUCGUCGCAAGUUUCGACGUCGGAUACGUCGCCUGUGAGCAGCACCUCCGAGGCGCCCUCGAGUUACACAAGUUACGAGUCCUCAAGCAUGCCCUCCACCUCGGGCUGUCUGCCCUCGUAUCCUGCGAACCUCGCUCAUCACUACGGCCGCCAAAGCAAUGACUACUACUCCUACACUGGUCCUUCGGAUGCAUCCGUGUUGGGGCCGACCGAUUCCAUGCGUCAGGGCCCUGAGAUGACGUACCGCUACAUAGACACAACCAGCUCAGUCACUGCGGCACCUCCAACUACUACUCGUCGCGACAUGCCCACCCUUAACAGCGGUGGCAUAUCAUCCUACCCGCUUGGCCAUAGCAACACGCAUUACAUGACGCACCAAUCUGCAGCUUACAUGGUGCCUCCUGGCGAUCUUGGAAGCGUUGGGACAGACGCCGCCGCGGACAGCUACCGCAAGGCCACGGGGACGCUGCGAGCUUGA
This is a messenger RNA of Fusarium subglutinans, 1425 nucleotides long. RefSeq names its product transcriptional regulatory. The transcript is spliced from 3 exons. Lineage: Eukaryota; Fungi; Ascomycota; Sordariomycetes; Hypocreales; Nectriaceae. The record is from RefSeq and is a predicted model, not a curated record. Gene Ontology annotation, biological process: regulation of DNA-templated transcription. Gene Ontology annotation, molecular function: DNA-binding transcription factor activity, RNA polymerase II-specific; zinc ion binding. Bases 1 to 1425 code for a protein of 474 amino acids.